CCAAGGAAUAAUCAUUAAGCUCAGCAAAGAUGAUUUGGAAGCAAAUCCUUCUCCUCUCCUGCCUCACUGCAUUUGUGCUUUUAGCUAUUCUUGAGUCUGGGGAAGGUGCAGCUGUGAGCUCUAAGCAAGUAGCUGGAGAAGAGGACAAAAAAAAUUUGAAGAAGAUCUUCCUCCAGGAGUCAGAUGCUUCUAAUUUCUUCAAGAAGAGGGGCAAGAGAUCCACCAAGUCCCGGGAUGAGCUGAAUGCGGAGAAUAGGCAACAGCUUCGAGCAGAUGAGCAUCGAAGGGAGUAUUACGAGGAACAAAGGAAUGAGUUUGAGAACUUUGUGGAGGAGCAGAAUGAUGAACAAGAAGAGCGAAGCCGGGAACAGGUUGAACAGUGGCGUCAAUGGCACUAUGAUGGUCUUUACCCACCAUACCUCUAUAACCGCCAUCGCAUCUAACCUCAAGCUGGGAGCAGACUUAUCAGGAAGUCUGAAAGAACAUUUAUGAAUGUUGGCUACACACACACACACACACACACACACACACACACACACACACG
Messenger RNA from Phascolarctos cinereus (koala), 544 nucleotides. RefSeq names its product upper zone of growth plate and cartilage matrix associated (gene UCMA). The record is from RefSeq and is a predicted model, not a curated record. NCBI's taxonomy places the organism in Eukaryota, Metazoa, Chordata, Mammalia, Diprotodontia, Phascolarctidae. Gene Ontology annotation, cellular component: extracellular matrix. Gene Ontology annotation, biological process: regulation of osteoblast differentiation; embryonic skeletal system development.